Eruca vesicaria subsp. sativa (arugula) is the source of this 507-nucleotide messenger RNA. The record is from the annotation of a GenBank genome assembly. Lineage: Eukaryota; Viridiplantae; Streptophyta; Magnoliopsida; Brassicales; Brassicaceae.
AUGCGUGAGCAUAUCGCAGGCCGUGAGAUUGUUCCUUCUGAAAAAUUACGCGACGCGACGAACUCGGUUAAGAUUGGAAAUUCUAAGAAUUGCGAAAAGGAGGCACAGCUGAAAGGAGGAGUGCAACAGAGCAAAAGAAUAGCAAAUGCAAUUGUCUCCCAUGCUUUUUAUCCAUCAUCCAUGGAAGAAAAUGUUACUAUUCGCAGUAAGAGUGUGGCGUGGUCCCUAACCUUUUCGAUCCAACCAUUGGAUAUUGAGAGUGGCGGAGAUCAUGUUCUCGAGGUGCUGAGUGGCAUGGAGUUAGAAACUACUGCCAAAGAUGAUAUGAUGGCAUGUGAGGAUGAUCUUUUCGACGAGGAGCUCUUGGAUUUAGAUAAACCGUCACAUUUUACAACACUUGCAACAACAUCAAAGGACAAACCAACUUCAAAAGAGGCAAAACAAAGCAGCAAUGGCAUCGACGCACAACCAAGGAGACAAAGACAACAAAAGGCAGUCUCACCAUAG